CUUUGACGUGCGGUGGACAAAAUCAACGAGAUCAGCGCUGUAUUUGUUUUACGCAGGUAGAUUCUGAAUCGAAAUCCGUGAAAAUGGACGACACAUCGAGAGAUGCCGAACUUGAAAACUACCUAGACGCUUUGACCGAUUUCGUGAAAAAGCCGUCGAAAAGUAUACCGUCCGUGCUGGAACAGUUGAUUCAAAGGAUAGCCCGCCACGGUGAACCAUUGUUUCCAUGGUUCAAGUUGAAGCCAUUGAUUGUGAUGAAGCUGGAGAAUGUGAUAGAGGAGUACAUAGAGUAUAAUCCACAUGAGGAGGUCCCUAUACUACCCAACGUUGAGAAUGUACGUUUUGACGACAUGCGGGAGCGUCUUCUCAAGGCACUUGAGUCAUUCAACAGUGCACCAUUCACAAUACAGAGGCUGUGUGAACUGUUAACAGAACCUAAGAGAUACUACAGACGGAGUGACAAGUUUAUGCGUGGCAUUGAAAAGAACGUUCAAGUGGUGAGCACGAUAACACCGUCAGGAAAGCGCAUCACAUCCCUGUUUGACCUGCAGAAAAGCCCACCAAUGAUGAAUGGCAUAGUGCCUGACCCUGAGGCUUCACCAUCGAGCGACAACAAUGGAUUUGUGCGGCCAGACUCUGAUGCAUUCACAAGUAGCCCCAGUAGCAGUAGUCGGGUGGAUGCCAUGAAUGGUGUCAGUCGUCCAUACUACAAUAGUGACACUAUGGACGCACCUCUCCAGUUUGCGUACCCCCUAGGUCAAAGCAUGACCUCACCUGCGACCUCUAUGCCAAGUUCAGAUUCAAGUGUGAGGACUGACCUCAAUAGACUCAACGGUACGCACUCAAAACCCCAUGAGGCCAAAGCCAAAGAGACCUCUGAAGCAUUGCCUGGUGUCUCCUCACAAGACUCUGCGGAGUCUGAUAACACCAGGUUAUGUGAAGAAAGAACGUUAGGGGAGGAUAAUGUAGAUAAUGACACAGCCAGCGUUGUAUCGUCGAGUGAUGCAGAAAGCUUUGUGGGUGACAGUCACAGAGAUGAGGUUGAAGAUGAAAUGGAGGUUGAUGUCGCUUCGUCGGGUGAUGCGGGGUCUCAGAGAGAUAGAGAAAUGGAAGAAGUUCCUGCUCCUCCUCAGUCUGAGCAAGGAAAGGAUGGAAGCGGGGAUGUUUCUACAAGCGAGUCUAGGCAGGCUUCAACGAGCGAGUCCAGGCAGGCUUCAGGAGAGUCGACCAGAGAUGCAGAGGAAACUGGAAAAGCAGACAGCAGUGAAGCUACUUCAGCAAGCACACCAAUGGAGUGCGGGGAAGAACUCUCCACCAACUCUGAGGCUGCAUCGAGCGAAAAACAAGGCAGCGAGGAGUUGGAAGAUGGGUCAGACCAAAGGGACACCAAUGCUUCAUCAGCAGCAGCCAGUCCAGAAGAGGGUCAACCUGAAGCAGACGUAGGUGCAGCAGGUGAUGCAGGACCAGGGGAUUCACUGCCUGGUGAUGCAGGACCGGCAGACUCAAGCAAUGAUGCAAAGAGCACUCCUGUGGAAGCUGCAGAGGAGAAUGCAGGAGGAUCAUCUGAAGCUGACUCCAAAGCCAGUUCUCCCGAAACUCCUGCUGCAUCUUUAGAAUCUUCACCAACCCUGGAUCGGAUGGCAGCAGUGGAAUCCUCUGCAGACGCUGCCGCCAUGACCCCAUCAACUCAACCCUCAACAGACGGUGUGACCGACUCUACCCCUACAGACUCCACAUCCUCAUCAGACAAUCAGAGUAGAGGAUCACCUCCAGUUGCCACCGACGACGGUGAUGCUGCUAGCAGUGGAGACAUAGCCAAUAGUGAAGUGUGUGAUGAAGAAUCCCAAAGUGCAGAAGGUGUGUCAACCCAAAGUUGAUGAAAUCACCUAAUUUACCUUUAUAUUUUUCAGAAAACAUGAACUCAAGUAGAAUUCCUUUGACACAACCGAGACCAAGUUUUAUGACAGUGUCGGGAGGGUCUUUUUCGUCUUAGAUGACUCAGCAGCAUAAAGGCCUUUACCAAAAUAGAAAUUCCAUGCUGUUAUAAAGAUUAACAUCUAAUGCAAUUCCUACAGGUGUUAAAUACAAAUUUGUGAAUUUCAGAUUGGAGUCAUUAUAUAUAUAUUAUGUAAAGUGUUUUUUCUUGUCACAUCCCAAUUGUAUUAUUUCUUGAUUUUUUUAAUAAUUUGUUUGUAUAUGUGUAAAAUUUCAUGUCAUUGAUGCAAAUUUUAGGAAUCCAUAAUUGUCCCUGUAUCUUCAAUCUGCCUGGCGACAUGUAAUGUUUUAAUUCAUUUGUGAUUGUAUUCAUGAAACCAGUUCUUCAUAUUUUUCAGAGACUAUUAUGUCAGCUUAUGAGACCUGUGUGACUUGUUAUCAACCCAUUGCCCCUGGAACAUCCCAUCCCAUCCCCCCUCCCCUUCUCUAGGGAAAACCGUCCAUUUCCAAUUUGAUAUAUUUAUUCACAUAUUCUUUUUUGUUUGUUUGUUUGUUUUUCCGUUUUUAUGUGAAUUUUUAAAGUUUACUUUCUUAUGAACAAGUUAAUCUAAGACAGUGCAGAAAUUGAAAAGUGAAGUGUUUGUAACAUUCUCCCAAUGCUGCAACAAAAUGUGGGAUGAUUAUCAGUCAUGCAUUUUAUUUUUAGGUCAUUUAAAGUACAUACCUUUCCUAAGCAGUUUUCAUUAUAGAGAGAUAGUUUGUACAUACUUGACCCAGGUGAUGAUCCUUAACAAAACAUUUAGCAAAUAUGAACGAUAAUAAAUUUUGUUCUCUCAAAGGGAUUAUAAGAUUUAAGAUAUGUGUAAGAUUUCAUAAUAAUCUCAGGUUUGGUGUUUAGAUAUGUUCAACUACAUGUAUAUGUUGAUUGAUGUGGAGAGACCACUUUAUGCCAAUGAAACUUUAAAGCCAUCCUUUCAUCCACAAAGCAUCAUUAGAUUUCUUAUUUUCAUCAUCUAUUAUUUUGUUUAGUACAUGUACAUGUAUGUCAGUUUUUGUUUUGUGUAGAUUUGAAUUUUAUCAUUCCCGUAGUCUUUAUGUGCAUGUAUCCUUUCUCUUCAUGUGUAGUGUUGUGUAGUGUUCAUUCAGUUGUUCUUACCAUAAUAAUUUGUUGUUUCUUUUUAUCACAAUAAAAAUCGCUAGUUACAGAAUAGGAUUCAAAAUUAGAUAUCAGAAAUAGCUACUCGCAGAAGUGCCAUGUUCAAGGAAGACAGUUGAUGAGAUGAUGAUUUGUUUUUUUGUCUAUUCUACCAGUAUACAAGAAUUAUAGAUAAAAACUUAUUAAUGUAUAUACUAUGAACGAAAAUAGACA
Messenger RNA from Strongylocentrotus purpuratus (purple sea urchin), 3304 nucleotides. RefSeq names its product serine/threonine-protein phosphatase 4 regulatory subunit 2-B. Gene Ontology annotation, biological process: protein dephosphorylation. Bases 84 to 1877 code for a protein of 597 amino acids. The record is from RefSeq and is a predicted model, not a curated record. Gene Ontology annotation, cellular component: protein phosphatase 4 complex; nucleus; cytoplasm. Gene Ontology annotation, molecular function: protein phosphatase regulator activity. Lineage: Eukaryota; Metazoa; Echinodermata; Echinoidea; Camarodonta; Strongylocentrotidae. The transcript is spliced from 7 exons.